Messenger RNA from Hymenoscyphus albidus, 621 nucleotides. Lineage: Eukaryota; Fungi; Ascomycota; Leotiomycetes; Helotiales; Helotiaceae. The record is from the annotation of a GenBank genome assembly.
AUGACCCUCACACCCCGCUCAAUCCGCCUCGGCACCCUCUCCACCCCCCUAACAACCUUCAUCAUCAUCCUCCUCGUUGCCGCCCUCCUAACCUCCAUCCUCAUCUGCUGCUGCUGUCUGCAACGCCAAACGAGGAAUUCCCGCCAGAUCAAAGAUCUGGAGAUGAGGGGGUACUCGACUACCGCGUGUCCUUCGAGGUUUGCGUAUCCACCUUCGCCGUAUCCUACUGCUGGUGAGGGGUUGUCGGGAGGAACGACGACGACGGGGUGGGGGGGAGUGGUGGGGAGGUGGAUGGGGUUUUUUAGGAGGGAGGAGAAGGGUGGAGUGGUUCAUGGAGAGGGGGAGGGGAAUAAAUGUUUUGUGGAAAGCGAAAGGAAGGGGGGUAGAGAGGAGGAGAUGGGAGCGUUGGGGAUAUUAGUGAAGAUGGAGAAGGAGAAGGAGAAGGAGAAGGAGAAGGAGAACGGCAGGGGGAAAGAUAUAACGCCUAGGAUACAUAGUGGGAAUGCGAAGUUUUACGCCCCAGGUUUGGUGGGGGGUGAGAGUGAGGCAGUGGGGAAGGGGAGGGGGUAUGAGUUUUGGAUGGAGGAGGUUGAGAGCCCUGGGAGGGUUUUGUAUAAGUGA